GAAAAGCGCGAAAGACUACAAGAGAGGAGGGAUCAGCUAGAAGAGAUCAGGUGGGAACCGUACAGCCAGAAUGGCAGCAGGCUCAGAAUCAAAGCUCCAGCUGGUCCACAGACACAUCCGAGCUUUUCCAGAUUUUCCGAAGAAAGGCAUCUUGUUCAGAGAUAUUUGUCCCAUCCUGAAGGAUGCAGCUGCUCUCACAGCAGUAAUUGACUUGUUCGAAGAACAUGUGAGGAACAAUCAUCAGCAGGUGGAUCUGAUUGUAGGCUUGGAUGCUCGUGGUUUUCUAUUUGGGCCUCUGCUUGCCCAGAGACUGGGUAUUGGUUUUGUCCUGAUCAGAAAAAAAGGUAAACUGCCUGGAGCCACUGUGUCUGUGUCUUACGAUUUGGAGUAUGGCAAGGCAGAAGCAGAAGUCCAGGAGGAUGCAGUGGCUGCUGGACAGAAGGUUUUGCUCAUUGAUGACCUUCUAGCUACUGGAGGAACAUUGUAUGCGGCCUGUGAGCUGAUGAAGAAGCUGCAGGCUGAGGUUCUGGGCUGCAUGGUAGUCAUUGAGCUCAAAGAGCUGAACGGCAUCGACAAACUGAAAACACAUAAUGUGUUUUCUCUGGUUCAGUACUGAGGACUGUUGGAGACACCACAAUCUGGACAAGUCAAGUGCAUGACACAACACAACAAGAAACCUCUCCAACUCAUACAGUUUUACAGUUCCUCUCAUUUCAGUCAUGCAUUUUUUUCUCAGUUUCAUUCAGUGCUGAAAUCUAAAAUGUUUUGUCGUUAGUCCAUGAUAUGUUAAUUUUUUGGUUGCAUGCCUAAAGCCUCACUAAGCUUAAGACAGAAAGACAGCUUCAUUCUCACAGAUCCUUAAGGGUUCUUAGCAUUUGUCAAAUAAGCUCUAGAGGUUGCAUGGAGGGAACAUGUUAUCUGUGACUCACUGACUAUGUCCGUACUUUUUAGCAGUUUUUGUUUUAUUGUAUUUUCCUCUUCAUCUGUAUGUAGUUUAUUCAGUAAGGAGGUGCCAUAUUCAUUUAACAUUGAGAAUAGGAAUGUGAUUUAAGAGGUUAAGCUAUGCGAUGCUAACAAUGUGAUGCAACAGUUAGCUAGCUGUAAUGCAUUACUCUGAAUGACAGGCAUGAGUAUUUACAAAAGUAUUCAAAAAAACUGUAGCCAAGUUGUGACUUAGCUGUAUUCAGUGUAUUUCCUUUCUUUUGGAGAAUUCAAAGGGUCUUAAGUGUUAAUGUUUGAACACUGAUUGAUGGAAAUUUGAAACAUUGCUCAUUACUCCGAGGGGAAGUUCUUAAUAAUGACCCUUACUGACUACUUUUCACGGCUGGUGGAGAAAAAUGUCAUUUAUUGCAAUAAGAGGCCAAAUGAAUAAUAAGUGAAGGCGAAGGAAGUAACACUUAACACUCAGGUUUAUUUAUGUGGAGACUUAAGUGGUAAUUCAACCAGAUUGUUCCAUUUAAAGUUGUACUGUUGAGAUGUGACCAUGUGAGCACUGCUGUCUGAGGCAGGAUGUAAGAUUUUCUGCACUUGUACAAUUUUUGUUUUUGUAUUUAAACCUCAAACAAGAUUAUAAAUCUAUGCAUAAAAGUACAUUGUCUGACUGAUGUGAUUUUAAAGGGAAUCUGCCAUUUGUAUUCAUAUACAACAAAUUUAUCUACCGCACAGUACAGUGUUUUUAAAAUGGAAAUAUUCUCACACUCUUACAAAAAGAGAAAGUUGUAAGAAAUAAAACACGCUAAGUUUUUGCUGAGA
Messenger RNA from Amphiprion ocellaris (clown anemonefish), 1752 nucleotides. It is a transcript of the gene aprt, whose product is annotated as adenine phosphoribosyltransferase. Gene Ontology annotation, biological process: AMP salvage; adenine salvage. Lineage: Eukaryota; Metazoa; Chordata; Actinopteri; Pomacentridae. The coding region runs from base 71 to 616 and encodes 181 amino acids. The transcript is spliced from 5 exons. Gene Ontology annotation, cellular component: cytoplasm. The record is from RefSeq and is a predicted model, not a curated record. Gene Ontology annotation, molecular function: AMP binding; adenine phosphoribosyltransferase activity; adenine binding.